AUGCCUGUGAUACCCGAGCAGAUCAAAUAUGUGUUACCACCGAUAUCCGUCAAGGUUUUUGCGCUGUGUGUGGCUUGGUACUCGGUCUCGUCUCUGACGUCGCAGUCUACCAAGCGAAUACUGACUGAUUUCAACUACCCCGUUUUUGUGGGUGAAUGCCAGUUUCUGACCAACGCUUGUUUGUGUGCAAUAGCGACCGUGGUUUUCACCCGCAAGCCUCAAUUGGCUGCCCAUUUCCCCAAAGGUUCUGUUCCAGGAGCCCGGACGCAACUGCGUGUUUCCAAGACGGUCUUCAUCACGACCUUGCCUAUGGGCUUCUUCCAGUUCUUUGGGAAGAUGUUCUCGCUGGCUGCCACCUCGCUGGUGCCGAUAGCUACGGUCUCGAGUAUCCGAGCACUCUCGCCGUUGCUGGUUGUGGCGGAGUAUCGAGUUUACUACGGAGUUCAUUUUCCGCUGGUGACAUAUCUUUCGCUGAUACCGUUGGUGAUGGGGGUGGUGUUCAUCGUGAUAUCCGAAACCACACACACGCCCUUGGUAGUUGGAUCCGCAAAGCAGCUCAAGGGAGUUGUUUAUGCCAGCGUGAGUACAUUUAUAUUUGCUACACAGGGAAUUUACGCGAAAAACGUGGUCACCUACCAGACCCCGGUUUCGUCUACCACUAUCAACGGACCCGCUUCUUUGGCCCUGUCCCAGGAGAAAGACUCUACGAUACCGAUUUCGACCAAGCGAACAGAAGAGAAGGAGCUCGAGGCUCAAUAUAACUACCAGCAGCACAAUCGCAGAAGAUCCCACACCCAUAUCACUCUCCCCAACGACCCCGAGAAGGCUGACAAGAUUACCGUCACAAUGUACUGUGCAACUUUUGGGUUCCUCUUGACCCUACCCAUUUUUGUGCUAUACGAGCUGCCGACCUUCUUUGAGCAGAAGCUUCUCGAAGAUGGGACGCCAGUGGUGUUGCGUAUUCCAUGGGCAAGCCUGUUUCUCAACGGAGUAUCGCAUUUCUCGCAGGCUCUGCUAGCGUUCAACCUAUUGGGAACAGUCCCAACGGUCACAUAUUCGAUCGCAAGUAUGAUGAAGAGAAUCUUCGUGAUUGCCAUGAGUAUAUUAUUUGCUGGUCAAAGAUUGUCAUUCUUGGAGCUGCUCGGUCUGAUGUGCACACUGGUUGGUCUAUACUGCUACGACAGAUGGGGGAGUCAUUCCUGA
Messenger RNA from Kuraishia capsulata CBS 1993, 1203 nucleotides. RefSeq lists its product as uncharacterized. The record is from RefSeq and is a predicted model, not a curated record. NCBI's taxonomy places the organism in Eukaryota, Fungi, Ascomycota, Pichiomycetes, Pichiales, Pichiaceae. The coding region runs from base 1 to 1203 and encodes 400 amino acids. The transcript has a single exon. Gene Ontology annotation, cellular component: endoplasmic reticulum; Golgi apparatus. Gene Ontology annotation, biological process: phosphoenolpyruvate transmembrane import into Golgi lumen. Gene Ontology annotation, molecular function: antiporter activity; phosphoenolpyruvate transmembrane transporter activity.